AAAUGGGUCGCGUUGCCGUGACAACGGUGUGAGGGGCCCGGGGCCAUGGGGGAGCUGGGGCUGGAGGCCGCGGCCGAGAACACGUACAGCCUGCGGCCCGCCGGCCAGCGCAAAUUCAGGUCUUCAGCGGUAAAAGAGUGCAUCCACGCCAUACUGAAGGAGGAGCUAGCCAACGUGCAGUACAGCCCGGAGGAGACGCCGCAGCUCACAAAGCAGUUAUCCGAGACCAUUAAGGACAGGCUGAAAGAGAAGGGGUUUGACAGGUACAAAAUGGUGGUUCAGGUUGUGAUUGGAGAGCAGAGAGGUGAAGGGGUGAACAUGGCUGCCCGAUGCUUCUGGGACGCUGACACAGACAGCUAUGCACACGACGUCUUCAUGAAUGACACUCUGUUCUGUGUGGUGGCUGCAUUUGGGUGCUUCUACUACUGAUGCUGGUGAAGAUUGCAGAGAAGAGCUCACAAUCUUUUAGAGCAUUUCUAGUGUGGUUUUCUUCUGUAAUAUGUUUUGGAGGGGAAAAAAUGAGGCAAGCUACAUACUCAGUUGUUCAAAGCAGCAGACCUACGGUUGUAUAAAGCACACUCGCCAUCCCUCCAUAGAAUACAUGUGUUCACAGCUUCUCCUCUCUCCUCCUCGUGCUAAAUGUUGCUGUGUGGCCUGUUAAUAGUCUGUCAUCCUUUUUAACCUUCCCUUUGUACUGUGUGCAAAAAGGGAUUUAUCCAUCCCCACAAGCCAAGCAUCUUGCUCAGUCACUAGACAGUUCGUGUCUGCAGGCAUAUCCAACUUCUGUCUUGAAAUGGCCAAUUCCUUUCUAUGAGUAUCUACUUGUUUCUAUAAUGUCUGAACUAUUUAUGAGAAGCACAAUUAUAAUAAAUGUAAAUGUAUUUAUUUUA
Molecule: messenger RNA, 890 nt
Organism: Alligator mississippiensis (American alligator)
Lineage: Eukaryota; Metazoa; Chordata; Crocodylia; Alligatoridae
Gene: DYNLT2B
Product: dynein light chain Tctex-type 2B
Exons: 5
Coding region: 46-429 (127 amino acids)
Biological process (GO): microtubule-based movement
Cellular component (GO): cytoplasm; cytoplasmic dynein complex
Molecular function (GO): dynein intermediate chain binding
Source: RefSeq, a predicted model, not a curated record